Molecule: messenger RNA, 2702 nt
Organism: Cydia splendana
Lineage: Eukaryota; Metazoa; Arthropoda; Insecta; Lepidoptera; Tortricidae
Product: alkylglycerol monooxygenase-like
Exons: 9
Coding region: 31-1386 (451 amino acids)
Biological process (GO): lipid biosynthetic process
Cellular component (GO): endoplasmic reticulum
Molecular function (GO): iron ion binding; glyceryl-ether monooxygenase activity
Source: RefSeq, a predicted model, not a curated record
UAAGAUAAUUUUUUUAUUCCAGGUAAAACCAUGGAGUUCUCGUACGCGAACGAGACGCUGGAGGAGUCGGCGAUGGUGAGCCACCUAAAAGGGGUGGGGAGGCUGUUCUACCUCAUCACGCCGCAAGAACACAUGUUUGAGAAAAAGGAGGAUGUGCCUAACUUCUUUAAACAGUCAUGGCCGUAUUUCCUGAUAUUCAUGGUGCUGGAGCACAUAGUGUUAAGGCUGGAGGGCAAGCCUGGGAUAAGACUGAACGACGGAAUCACCAGCAUCUCCCACGGGAUCCUACAGGAAUGUGGCAGAAUAUUAUGGCGAGGCGCCGAAUCGUACCUUUACACAUGGAUAUACACCAACUUCAGAAUAGUCGACUUACCCUGGGACAACGUGUGGACGUGGUACGCUGCAGCGUUGGGGGUUGACUUCUGUUACUAUUGGAUGCACAGAGCAUGCCAUGAGGUGCACAUCUUAUGGGCACAACAUCAAGUACAUCACACGUCGGAAGAUUUCAACAUGGGUGUCGGCAUCAGACAGUCCAUACUGCAGGGAUGGUGCGGAUUCAUCUUCUACCUUCCUCUGGCACUGGCCAUCCCCCCAGCCCAGUUCGUGAUGCACCACCAGUUCAGUUACCUGUACAUGUUCUGGAUCCACACUGAAGCCAUCAAGAGCCUAGGGCCUCUGGAGUACAUCCUCAAUACUCCUAGCCACCAUAGAGUACAUCAUGGCAGCAACAAAUACUGCUUAGACGUGAACUAUGGAGGCGUCCUGAUCGUCUGGGACAGGCUGUUCGGCACCUUCCGCCCCGAGACGGACAAGAUCCAGAUCGUCUACGGCCUUAUUUACAACCAGCCUUCUUUCAACCCCAUGUAUUUACAGGCGUUUUACACAGGCUACGUAGUGGAGAAGUUCCGUCGGCUAGAAACAGCUGGUGACAAGUUCAGGGCGAUAUUCUGGGGGCCAAGCUGGGAGCCGGGACAGGCGAGGUUGGGGGAUGAAGACCAGAAAAUAGAUAUUGAGCAGAGAGAGAAAUACGACGUAGCGCUACCGGCGUGGUGCAAUCUUUAUCUGGUUUUGCAUUACGCGGUGGUCUUCUACGGAUUCUUCGAGCUCGCCUCUAGAUACAUGGGCAUGUCCCCACUCUCCGUCCUAAUCUCUGUCUGCUACAUCAUCUGGUCCCUCACCGUCAUUGGGAUGCUCUUCGACUCCUCAACCUACGCUCCCCUCAUGGAAGUCCUCCGCUGUUCUGCCCUGGCCUUCCUCACGAGGAGUCUGGCCAUCAGCCCAGGCUACGGAACCGCAUUGCAGAUAGUGUACGUGGCUUCUGCUAUGUUCUGGUGCCUGUAUACUUUGAAGUUGCUUGAGAUUAAGAAGACGAAGAAGGUUGAGUGAAGAGUUGAUAGACGCUACGCAAGAUUUGUCUGCAUUCGUUUUGGAUACGUGGGAGUACAAACUAAGCUAGAUUUUCACAUUGCGUUGCAUCACGAUUAAGGUUGUCAUAUGAAUAAAAAGGAAUAUCCUUACAAAAAUCCGGACAUCACCCUGUAAUCCUGACAUUUCUUGCACACACAUCCAGUGGGUCACUAUUCCCUUAACUUGUCACCACAUGCUGUAGCUAAUAGGGUGUAACCUUCCAGAGGUUAGUUGAGGUUUCUGAAAAACCUUGACUACUAGCCAAGUCCCCGCGUAAUCCUGAUAAAGGACAAAAAUCCUGACAAUAGGACCUAAUCCUGACGUAAGGCAACCCCAGUGACGGUAAACAAUUAUAGUUUGUCAAAGGACUGUCUCAGUUCAAUCAUAGACAGAGAGAAUCAUACUAUCUUUGUCUUACACUAGUACUAGCACCCAAAAGAAAAGGAUGAGUAUAGUUUUCCAGGUUCUUACUGACUGGCAAAUUGGUUUGACCAACUAUAAGUAAAAUACAGACUCAGUUUUUAGAACUUUGAUAUCUCUGAGUAAUAGUGAGUAAUGAUCAUAAUGACAGGAUGUAAGAAUGAUCUUUUGUGUAGCGUCUAUCUAGUUAAGGUGAAUUGUACCUCUUUAGGUCUACUUUGUAUAUUUAGUACCAAAGCCUGCCACUACUGUGCCUUAAAUAUAGUAAAUAGUUAGUAAAAUGUUAGAUUUUUAUAUACCUACUACUUGUAUGAUUAGAUUUAAGCGUAAAGAAACUCGCAUAUUUUUUAUUGGUUUAUCAUACUAAAUAGUUGAGAAGAAACGGAAAAAAACGGACGUUUAAUGAUUUCUAGAUGAUUUAUAGUGUUUUCUUCUUUAUAAGGAUAAAUGUUGAUGUGAAAUCAGGUUUUGUUCAUAUUUAUGGCAAGGGUACAAGACCGUUUUUAGGUAUUAAGGAAAUCUAUCUCAAUUAUCGGUGUUUUUCCCAUUAGUUGAGUGUGCUCAGAGCAUAAAAAGGUCAACCACGGCGUUGCAUUAACAAGAGAUUUUCAUUGGCAGGAUUGGUCCUUAGGACCCAAGGAUGGAUUUAAGAAGUGGAGCCACCCAGAUUAUUGUUGCAGGUGGGGGGUGGGGGGUUUUAAGCGUCGGCGACGUCUGAGGUUAAUAAUUGUUUAAGUUUAGGUUCUAUGUCAAGUUUAGUAACAUUUUCAACUAAAUCAAAGAUGUAGACAUAGAUUUCAUCUAAAUCGGUUCAGCCGUUAUUGAUUCCCCAUACAAUCUUACACCUUCCUUUUCACUUUUAAGAGAUUUUUUUU